Plutella xylostella (diamondback moth) is the source of this 2015-nucleotide messenger RNA. It is a transcript of the gene Hr96, whose product is annotated as Nuclear hormone receptor HR96. The record is from RefSeq and is a predicted model, not a curated record. Gene Ontology annotation, biological process: cell differentiation; positive regulation of transcription by RNA polymerase II; negative regulation of transcription by RNA polymerase II. Lineage: Eukaryota; Metazoa; Arthropoda; Insecta; Lepidoptera; Plutellidae. Gene Ontology annotation, molecular function: RNA polymerase II cis-regulatory region sequence-specific DNA binding; zinc ion binding; nuclear receptor activity.
GCUCUUGAGUUCACUUGACAGCUUUGUUGUGAAAUAAAUAAAAGAUAAACUUUACGCCAAUUUCUACGCUCUAUUUUAUCUAAUUAGCUUUAUUAUCUCUUAUCUGUACUCGGCGAACAUUUCACCAUUCAAUCAAUAAUCCGGGGCAUUAAAUUGGUGAUAAAAGUGUAGUUUUCUCGCCUAAACAUGAUCUAAUUAGACGGUGUCCUUAGCGUUUCUAUGGUUGUAAAUCCGUGUCGAUGUAACACAAAGCCAUGAGCAGUGUCCGUGAUAGUGUGGAAGAGAAGAAAGAGGACUCUGCGGCAGGUAAGAAGGAGUUGCCGCCAAAUUUGCAGAAGAUAUGUCUGGUUUGCGGCGACAAAGCGCUAGGGUACAACUUCAACGCGAUCUCUUGCGAGAGUUGUAAGGCCUUCUUCCGACGCAACGCGCUGGCCAGCAAGGAGUUUAAAUGUCCCUUCACCAAUAACUGCGACAUCACCGUCGUGACCAGACGGUUCUGCCAAAAGUGCCGCCUAGUAAAAUGCCUCAGCAUUGGCAUGGUCAAAGAGUUCAUAAUGUCAGAAGAGGACAAAGCUGAGAAACGGAAAAAGAUCGAAGAGAACCGAGCGAAAAAACGCCACUGUCCAAGCGAACCUGUCACCAGCUCGAAAAACUUUAAGUUAGAUGACGAAGUGGCUAGUACGAGCUAUCCACAAGUGGAAUCCUCCGUACAGUAUGAUGUAUUAAGUACAACUUGCAGUUCAAAUGGCUCCGUUCAGUCUCCGCUAAGGUCAGAUGUGGACACCUCAAUACAUUCCCCACCGGUGUAUAGUCAGUAUGUUCCCGUGCGGAGUGAGGACUACACGUAUCCUGUGUACUCGCAGGGUCAGAGUCACUACUUGGAGGUGGGGCCCGUGAGUGAGAAGUCAAUGCCCUAUGACGGGAGGCUCAUGGAACCCUACAGCAUGGAUAGUGUGGAUUGUACCAUGUAUGAGAAACAGAACAGUAUAAAGUCCAUCCUCACGACAGAGGACACGGUCCUGUACCGGGAGCCCCAGCACGUGUGUGAGAAGGACGCGCCCCCCGCGCCCGCCGACCCGCACGCCAACAAGGCCAGGGAGAUACUGGAGGAUGUGCAGAGGAUAGAGCCCAACUCGAUAGAGUCGAUCCUGUGCGAGGCGAUCAAGCUGGAGUUCGAGGCGUACACCUCCGUCACGCCGUGCAGCGGCUCCUCCAGGGAACUCAAUGAGGUGGAACGAGCGAAGCUGAACGAGCUGAUCGUAGCCAACAAGACUCUGCACGCGCCCAUCGACGACGACGUCUCGCAGUUCAUAGCCGCCGCGCCCGCCGCCAUCAAGGGAGGAGGAGGCAAACACGACCCCGAGUUAAUAAAGAUAGUGAACCUUACCGCUAUAGCAAUAAGGAGACUCAUCAAAAUGGCCAAGAAAAUCAACGCCUUCAAGAAUAUGUGUGAAAAAGAUCAGGUGGCGUUGUUAAAAGGAGGCUGCACGGAGAUGAUGUUGCUGCGGAGUACAAUGAACUAUGACACACAGAGGAACUCGUGGAAAAUACCUCACAGCAGCGCAAGCUACGUGGAACAAUACGGCCACAUACGAACAGACAUCCUGAAACUGGCCAAGGGAAAUAUCUACCAAGUCCACGAGAGUUUCCAGCAGUCCUUCGAUCAAAGAUGGCGGCAGGACGAGAACAUUAUACUGAUAAUGUCGGCCAUUUUGUUGUUUACGCCGGAUAGAUUGAAUGUGGUGCAUAAGGAUGUUAUUAAGUUGGAGCAGAAUUCCUACUACUACCUCCUCCGACGCUACCUAGAAAGCAUUUACGCGGGAUGCGAAGCUAAAUCCACCUUCUUGAAACUGAUCCAGAAGAUUCUAGAACUUCACAAAUUAGCUGAUGAAGUCACCAGCGUGUAUUUAGAUGUGAACCCUAUAGAGCCUUUGUUGAUGGAAAUUUUCGAUUUGAAACACCAUACGGGCGUAUGAUAGUUGUGUUGUAGUCACCGUCUUUGGAUUUUGACGGAU